Molecule: messenger RNA, 1285 nt
Organism: Thecamonas trahens ATCC 50062
Lineage: Eukaryota; Apusomonadida; Apusomonadidae
Exons: 3
Coding region: 38-1285 (415 amino acids)
Biological process (GO): plasma membrane organization; actin crosslink formation; actin filament bundle assembly
Cellular component (GO): nucleoplasm; cytosol
Molecular function (GO): actin binding
Source: RefSeq, a predicted model, not a curated record
CUCUCUCUCUCUCUCUCUCUCUCGCCUCAACCUCACCAUGGCAACCAAGACCGAGGCUAUGCAUGAGAGCAUUCUCGCCGUCACCCACAAGCUCAAGAAGACGGUUCCACUCUGGGAGAACUUCCUCAAAGCCUCCCAAAAGUACCACUCGUCGCUGGUGGCCGCCUCGUCGGCAGCGCAGGAGUUCCUGCACCAGUUCUCGUUUCUGGCACGCGAGGCGUGUGAGGCCCGUGGAUCGACCGCGGAUCUGGGCCAGGGACUGACCGAGGUGGUCGAGGCGCACGAGCUGGCCGAGAUCAAGCGCGGCGCGGUGAUCGACUCGUUGUUCAACGACGUCAUUGCGCCGCUUGCCGAGUCGGUGCAAACGUACAAGGACCGGGCUGUGGCGCUGGAGAAGGAGUACAAGUCACGGAACAAGGCCGAGGAAAAGAACGUGGCGCAGGCCGAGAAGACGUCAGCCAAGGUGUCCAAGGCGACGAUGAAAAAGUCCAAGAAGACGACGACUGACCACCUGAUGCAGGCGCUGCAAGGCGUGACCGACUCGGUCACUGCUCGUGAUGACAUGCGCGCUGAUUGCCUGCGCAAGGCGCUGGUUGAGGAGCGCCGCCGCUUCUGCUUCCUCCUCAUGCACUACUCGACGCUCACAAAGUGCGAGGUCGAAGCUCACGAGGCAUCGGCCGUCAAGCUCAAGGAGCGCCUCGGCCACUGGAUCAAUCUCUCGCUCUCGCCCGACGACCUGCCGGAGGCCACCGCCAACAUUGUUGACAAGGUUGAGCGGACGUACGUCGCCAUCCAGGAGGACCGCUCUGCCGCUGACGCCGCCUUUGUCGGCGGUGGCGGCGGCGGCAGCGUCGCGUACGAGACCAAUGACUACGGCUACGGCGGUGGUGGCGGUGGCGGCGGCGGCGGCUACGCCACCACCGGCGCCCGCCCGCCGUCGCUCUCCAUGGCCCCGCCACCCCCUGUCCGCCGCGCCUCGAACGCCGACACUCAGGCUGUCCGCUACAUGGUGCUGUACGACUUUAACGAUGGGGACGCCGAGUCACUCCCGCUCCGCGAGGGUGACGUCAUCACCUCGCUCAACGAGUUUGACGACGGCUGGGUCAAGGGCCGCGACUCUUCCGGCCGCGAGGGCUGGUUCCCCGAGUCGUACAACAAGAACAAGAACAAGAAGAAGGGCGGCGCCGGCGGUGGUGGUGGCCGUGGCGCUCUCCUCUCCUCUAUUCACAAGGGCGCCAAGCUCAAGAAGACCGUCACCAACGACCGGUCGGCACCCAAGGUCUAA